GGUGAGGAGGGGCAUCAUUAGCAGGGGGGCGCGAGCGGGACAAGGGUUGCCAUAGCAAUGGUAACCUAACGUAACGUCCGUUGAUUUAAAAACCCUGCCGGUCCCACCGUCGUCCCGCAGAGACGUUACAUUGAAGUGCAAACGUACGAUAUUUCUAACGUUAGUUAAACACAGCGGUAAAAGCAGGACUCUUGAAGAAAAGAAGAUGGAGUUCGAGGCGACGGAGACCGUUCGCUCGACACCGAGUCGCCACGAGAAAAGUUUGGGGCUCCUCACGAUGAAGUUUGUCAGUCUGCUUCAAGAAGCGAAGGACGGCGUCCUUGAUCUGAAAGUGGCUGCAGACAGCUUGGCAGUGAAGCAGAAGAGGAGGAUAUAUGACAUAACCAACGUACUGGAAGGAGUGGGGUUGAUAGAGAAGAAAAACAAGAACAUAAUCCAGUGGAGGGGAGAGAACUCUGGCAGCCAAACUAAGGAGGUGCUAGAACAGGUGAAUGUUUUGAAGGCCCAAAUCUCUGACCUGGAGGAUCAAGAAAAAGAGCUGGACAACCAGAAGACAUGGCUAGAGGAGAACAUCAAAUACUGUAACCUCGAUCCCAUCACCAGCACUUAUAAAUUUGUCACACAUGAAGACAUCUGCAGUGCCUUCAGCGGAGACACUCUUCUUGCUGUAGUGGCUCCUGCUGGGACCCAGCUGGAGGUACCACUACCUGAAACGGGCCAGAGUGGUCAGAAGAAGUACCAGGUAAACCUACGCAGCCACUCGGCCCCCAUCCAGGUCAUGCUCAUCAACAGGGAUUCAGACUCCACAAUACCUGUGGUCUUCUCUGUGCCGCCCACUGACGACAUCUGUCCAAUGCCAACCCCACCGAGCACCCCCGCCAGCCUGCACAGGUUCCCUUUCUCCACGUCAGUGUACUCCACCCCCUCCUACUGCAGCCAGGACUCUCUCUCCUCCGACCACCAGAUGGUGCUGCCAGAACUUGAUGAAGUGCUGACUCCAUCGUCCACCCCUCCUGAUGUGCAGAUGGAGUGUCGCAGUCAGUCGGCAGCCGUGUUGGAGCAGCAGCAGAUGGACCUGGCGGGCCAAGAGUUCCAGUCUGGACUGGACGUGAGCAGCCUGUUGAAGCUCAAUGUUGCUGGAGACCACAUGAAGGACGACCGAGAGGGAGCUGUCGACCUGAUCGAUGAGCUGAUGUCGACUAACGGAAUAGACUACAGCUUCAACCUGGACGACAACGAGGGAGUCUGUGACCUGUUUGAUGUGCAGAUCCUCAAUUACUGAUGACUCACUGCGCCUCCUCUGCGUCAUGCUUUUACAAUGUCAGGAGCCGCCUUUGCCUCGCGAAAGACGCUUCAAAGAUGCCUUUUCCCAUUUUUGUUAUGACAUACCAUUGUAGUUAAAAAACACACACAUUUAGACUACUCCGCUGUCUGCCAGACAACAUCAGUUUACUAACUACACUGUCUGUUUGCCAACACAAGUGCCUGAUUUAAUUUGCCAAGAGAUACGUGUGAAGCCACGAGUCAUUAUAUGUCGAACUGAAUGGUUUCACUGGGUAAAGACUAUUCACUGAAACUACUUGCUUAGCCGAAGUAAGCCGGGACAAAUCCUUCAGCCUCCUUCUGCACUUUUGCAUGGUAGUAUUUUUGUAUUUUUCCACAUCCAGUGGAAUUUCUGAGAUUAUACGAAAGCUUUACUUUUUGUUCAUGAACAGUUGGGACUGUGAUUAGUUGAUAUUCACAGUAGCAUGUAACAACUCAGUAUUUAAUGCUUUCUAACAUUUGAUACAGGGUUGAUAAUCUAUUUCUGGCUACACAAGUGAGUAACUUAGGGUUAGGGUUCAAAAAAGCUUAUUGUGUAAAAACAUACUCAAUUUAACAGUUCAAAUGGCAUAUUGUAUUUAAUGAGUGAAUGUUUCGGUCACAUUUUGUGACCUUGUUCUCAUGUGAAAAAGGCAGAAAGAUUUAUUUUCUAAAUUAUUGUGACACUGCCAUUUUGGGCCUCAAAUAUUUUUUAUUUCUUGUAUAAUUAGUUAUAUAUUUGAAUAGAAAAUCAUUUUUAUUUAAUUUAAGAAAAAAAGAUUUCUUGGUUCAAAACUUUGAAAGUGAUGCUGGUUGACUGCCUUAAUUGUAAUAAAAGUGAAUUAGCUGUUUUUCUGAUCUGAAAUAUCAGAUCUUACCAGUCUAAAGUGUCAUUUUUGUAUAUUUAUAGUUUUCUUUGAAUACAAGUCAUGUUUUUUUUUGUGACACUUUGCUCUUUAUUUGCACAUUUAUGAAUGUUUUUUUUUCAAUAAAUGGAUUUAAAAUU
Molecule: messenger RNA, 2308 nt
Organism: Cyclopterus lumpus (lumpfish)
Lineage: Eukaryota; Metazoa; Chordata; Actinopteri; Perciformes; Cyclopteridae
Gene: e2f5
Product: E2F transcription factor 5
Exons: 8
Coding region: 206-1282 (358 amino acids)
Biological process (GO): regulation of transcription by RNA polymerase II
Cellular component (GO): RNA polymerase II transcription regulator complex
Molecular function (GO): RNA polymerase II cis-regulatory region sequence-specific DNA binding; protein dimerization activity; DNA-binding transcription factor activity, RNA polymerase II-specific
Source: RefSeq, a predicted model, not a curated record